Molecule: messenger RNA, 3153 nt
Organism: Ogataea parapolymorpha DL-1
Lineage: Eukaryota; Fungi; Ascomycota; Pichiomycetes; Pichiales; Pichiaceae
Product: Protein kinase involved in bud growth and assembly of the septin ring
Exons: 1
Coding region: 1-3153 (1050 amino acids)
Biological process (GO): intracellular signal transduction; protein phosphorylation
Cellular component (GO): cytoplasm
Molecular function (GO): ATP binding; protein serine/threonine kinase activity
Source: RefSeq, a predicted model, not a curated record
AUGCCCCAUUCUCGACAAGAAUCGUACGCCUCGUCCUUUGUGUCGUCCUCGGCGCUGGGACUAGGUAUUUCGAACCCGAGCUCCAAGUCGGCCACGGCGAAAAACCCGGUCAAGAUAGGGCCCUGGAAGUUGGGCAAGACGCUGGGCAAGGGCUCCACCGGCCGCGUUUUGCUCGCCACUAACGUCCACACGGGGCAGAAGGCCGCCGUCAAAGUCGUUUCUAAGAGCAUGCUGGGCUCCGACGGCCACGACGCGUCGCCGCCGGACGCCAGCCUCAGCUACGGCAUCGAGCGCGAAAUCAUCAUCAUGAAGCUGCUCAACCACAAGAACGUGCUGAGGCUCUACGACGUGUGGGAAACAGACACUGCCUUAUACUUGGUGCUGGAGUACGUCGAAGGCGGCGAACUGUUUGACCUCCUGGUAGAAUCCGGCCCGCUGCCCGAAAACACGGCUGUGGAGUUUUUCAGACAAAUUAUUCUCGGAGCGUCGUACUGUCACAGCCUCGGCAUCUGCCACAGAGACCUCAAGCCCGAGAACCUGCUGCUGGACAAGCAGUAUAACGUCAAGAUCGCGGACUUCGGCAUGGCCGCGCUCGAGUCCAGCGACCGUCUGCUCGAGACCUCGUGCGGGUCGCCCCACUACGCUGCACCGGAAAUCGUGAGCGGGCUGCAGUAUCACGGCGCAGAGUCGGACGUGUGGUCCUGCGGCGUGAUCCUGUUUGCGCUGCUGACGGGCAGACUGCCAUUUGACGACGAAAACAUCCGCGAGCUGCUGCUGAAGGUACAGAAGGGUAGCUACGAGAUCCACGAAGACCUGUCGCCCGAGGCACAGGACCUGAUCGCGCAGAUGCUCACGGUAGACCCAGAGGCGCGCAUCAAGACCAGAGACGUGCUCAAACACCCGCUCAUCACAAAGUACCCGUUCAACAAGCAGGACCACGAGGACUACCUCAACCUACCAAACCCCAACUCGGCCACGCAGCCGGUGAGGUCACGUGACGAGAUCGACAGACAGAUCCUGGAGAACCUGGUGAUCCUGUGGCACGGGCGCGAUGCGGAGUCGAUUGUCGAGAGUCUGCUGAGCUCGGCGGCGAACCCGGAGAAGACGUUCUACUCGCUACUGUUGCGGUACCGCCACGACCACCACGACCAGGGCCAGGCGCUUGUGCGGUCGUCGUCGGUGAUUUCGCGCGUCACGCCCGGUUCGAGCGAGACGGGCUCACCCAGCAGACGGCGCUCCGUGCGCAAUUUCAGCGUGGGCACCUCUGCGAACCGGCCUGUGUCGUUCCAGCGGUCCAAGACCGACAGGUCUGGCGAACGGUCGCCGUUCCGGAAGCGGGCGUCGGUGAGCAGCAAGCGCAACUCGAUGGUUUUCGCCGACAAGGGCGUUUCGAAGCGCUCGUCCAGCACGAUGCUCAAGCGGAACAGCGUCACGUCAAAGCUGCUGUCGACGUAUGCGAAACUCGCGGCGAUCGACGAGAAAAAAUCGAAAAACGUCGAGGAGUACGGUAAGCGUGCGUCAGCGGACUUUGCGACGCUGUGCGACAUGCUGUUCGACGGCAAGUCGGGCCGGCUCAGCACGUCCAGCUCGCUGGCGACGAUCAGCGCCAUGUUGAUGGAGGAGGAGCGGCCUGCUCGACAGUCCAAAAAGGCUGCGAGACAGUCGCUGAUCCACGCGAAAAAGCGUCAAUCGACGUUUGCGUCGCUUUUCGACGCGGCAGCCCAGGCCAGCUCGGCAAGCUCCACCGUUUCCUCGCAGUCUGUGCACAGCUCAUCCAGUCACUCGCUUGCCAGCAAGAGAUACUCGUCAAACCCGAUAGAGCGCAUAUCGCGCAUUCUCAACGCAUCCGACCUAGACAAGAUUAAUAGGCGUUCUGUGUCACACGGGCGAGUGCCGUCUGUGAACCCGCCGCCGAAGCCGGUCACCAAGCUUGAUCCGCGUGCCAAGGCGUACGAAAAGUACCAGAAGCGCGUCUCGCAGACACUGGAGAAGAUGUUGAAGCAGAAGGAGGAAGACGAGAGACGGGCCAAGGAGCAGGCGGAGCAGGAGCAGGAAGAGCAGGAAAAAGACGAGGACGAGGUCCAGGACAAGCAGGACGCAGAAAAGCCCAAAAGGGUCAAGAACCCGCAGAAAAUCUCCGACGUGACGAUUCCACAGGUGACGCGCAAGUCGAAGCAUUUCUCCGACAACAAGAGGCUCAGCGUGCUGUCGAUCUACUCUGCCAGCAACCUCAAGGACGCAGCCACAUUGGACCGCACGUCCAAGGGCACGCGGCUGAGCAUGGUUUUCCAGGACGAUUUGGACGCUCACGCAGAUGACACCGUAGACAUGAAUUUGCAACUGGACAAAGACGAGGGCCUGUAUUUCGUGGAUGACAAGAGGAAGAGCACCAAGAAGAAGUCGAUGCUGCUGUCGUCAGAGGACAUUCCAAACCUCAACUACAAAGCGUCCAGAGACACGAUGAUCUCGGCCAACUCUGCCGAGAAGAGCCUUUAUAAGUCGCUCAGACUGCCGGAGAUCCCUGGCUCGCCAAUCAAAGAAGAUAAGGUGGAAGUCUACAAGGAGAACGCAAUAGACCGGCCAGAGUCGCCUGUGGUGGCCAGCAAAAAGAAUGACGGUUCGCUGCAGUUCAGCAAGCAGCGCAAACCGCUUGGAGAGCUGGACCAGCAAAAACAGAGCAACGAGGCCAACAGACGCGCGGGCUCGGGCGGAUCGUUCUUCCGCAAGCUGUCGUUUGGCACGAGAAAGAAGAGCGACGCCAGAGACACUAAAGAGACGAGGAGAAAAGUGAGUAUUACACAGGCGUUCCUGGCUCUGUUUACGGGCGAGAUUGCGGAGCAGCAGGAAACCAAGGAAUUGCACACUGUUCUGGGCGAGGACGACCUGUUCGAGGCGCUCAUAUCGCUGCUGGUCAGCUGGAAACAACAUGGUAUCACCGACUUGCAGGCCAAUAAAGAGACGCGGCGGUUGGUGGCCACGGUCUCGAAACACAACUCGUUCGGGCUCAAGGCGUGUAAAUUCGAAUGCCAGACGUAUCCUGAGGAGAAUGGCUCGCUGCUGGUGUUCACAAACCUUAAAGGUCCGUCGCGCAGCUUCUCGAAGCUCACGCGCGAGACCGAGCGGAUCCUCGAGAAGGAGAGCAUUUUGGUAUAA